CGCCGAUCGAUCAGGAGAACCAGCUAGCGAUGAAGCAAAAGAUCGUGAUCAGGGUGCACAUGGAGUGCGACCGGUGCCGGUCCAAGGCGCUGGCGCUGGUGGCGGCCACGGGCGGGGUGGACUCCGUGUCGCUCGCCGGCGACGCCAGGGACCAGGUCGUCGUCGUGGGCGACGACGUCGACUCCAUCAAGCUCGCCAGCGCGCUGCGCAAGAAGGUCGGGCCUGCAGAGAUCGUGCAGGUCGCCGCCGCCGAAGCCAAGAAGGAGGAGAGCGGCGCCGGCGGCAAGAAUCCUCCGGCCACCACCCCCACCGCGCUGCCCGAGUUCGUCGCGUCGACCCCGUGGUACUACUACCAGCACUACCCGCAGCCGGCGGCCGUGGUCUACGAGCACCCCGCGGCCGGGUACGCGUGCGCGUACGGGGACCAGACGCGGACUGGCAGCAUCUGCUCCAUAAUGUAAUGUAGAGAGCCGGCUUCUUCCAUGCAAGCAUUGACUUGACUUGGUUCUGUCUUUUGAGCUUUUGUUUGUUGUUGAUGAUCCGUGAUCGGUGAGGAAUAGGUAGUCUUUUCCACAGAAUUCUUUGUAUCUGUAUGGGCUUUAUUUUUGUUUUCUAUAAGCGCCAGCUUAAUGGGCCCAAUUCCAUCAUGUAUU
This is a messenger RNA of Sorghum bicolor (sorghum), 653 nucleotides long. RefSeq lists its product as uncharacterized. The transcript is spliced from 3 exons. The record is from RefSeq and is a predicted model, not a curated record. Gene Ontology annotation, molecular function: metal ion binding. The coding region runs from base 30 to 461 and encodes 143 amino acids. NCBI's taxonomy places the organism in Eukaryota, Viridiplantae, Streptophyta, Magnoliopsida, Poales, Poaceae.